Molecule: messenger RNA, 822 nt
Organism: Ostreobium quekettii
Lineage: Eukaryota; Viridiplantae; Chlorophyta; Ulvophyceae; Bryopsidales; Ostreobiaceae
Source: the annotation of a GenBank genome assembly
AUGCCCGACGUCUCAAGCAUUGUCGAUGUGGAGGCUUUUGCUGAUGUUGACGGAUUGGAGGCUGUGGGAGCUGACCGUCUAAAGGAAGCCCUGCAAGCUCUGGGACUAAAGUGUGGGGGCACUGUUCGACAGCGUGCCGAGCGGCUGUUCAAGAUCAAAGGCAGGGAACUGCAGGAAUUGGAGCCGUCUUUGUUUGUGAAGGGCUCACGACCAGCAGCACUCGUGUCAGAGGAGGACAGGCGCAGGACAACUGCAGCCACAUACUACAUCGCAUUCACUGAGGCCAAAAUCGAGCGGCUGGUGGAGAUGUUGGGCUCUGUGCUGGAGGACACCAAAGGCAGAGUUGAGAAGAAGAUGACCCAGACGGUCAGGGAGAGAGAGGCGGAGAUGGAGGAGGCAGAGAUGGAGGUCGAAGAAGAAGACACUGAUGAAGAGGAGGAGUACAUCUACAAUCCGCUGAAGCUUCCCCUUGGCUGGGAUGGGAAGCCAAUCCCGUAUUGGCUGUACAAGUUGCAUGGACUCAAUCAGGAGUUCAAAUGCGAAAUUUGCGGGAACUACAGUUACUGGGGCCGCAGGGCAUUUGAGAAGCACUUCAAAGAGUGGAGGCAUCAAAACAACAUGCGUGCCUUGGGCAUUCCAAACAACAAGAAUUUCUACGAGAUUACAAAGAUUGAGGACGCUGUUGCUCUGUGGGAGAACAUGCAGCGACGCGACAAAGGUGGUUGGAGGCCUGAUGUUGAUGAGGAGUGCGAAGAUGAGGACGGCAAUGUGUACAGCAAGAAGACGUAUGAAGACAUGAAGCGCCAGGGCUUGAUCCCAUGA